AUGUAUUCCUUGCCUUUAAUGCCUCAGCAUAUUAUUGCUGCUGGGACUUUUGUACUGGUUGUCGCAUUACCUGCUCUGUAUCGUGCUCUUCUCCCAAAGCCAAUACCAGGAAUUCCUUACAAGAAGGGCAGCGACAGACGAAUACUAGGGGAUGUCCAGGAUGUCCUCAAGUGGAACUACGAGACAAAAGAAAUAUGGAGCUACAUGAGGCGACUUGCUGUUGAACUGGAUUCGCCUGUCAUUCAGGUCUUCAUGAGACCCUUUGGCAAGCCCUGGGUUAUCGUGAACGAUUUUCGCGAGGCGCAUGACAUCCAAAUGUUCCGGUCCAGCGAUUUUGACCGUGCUCGUGUUCUUGAGGAUAUAUUUGGCGUUCUGCUUCCCUCAUGUCAUGUAUGGAUGCCUACCAACGACAAAUUUCGAGCUCAUCGAAACCUAAUUAGGGAUACCAUGUCCCCGGCGUUCCUCAACGGAAUCGUCGCGCCAGCUCUGCACGAACGAUGCCAGAACAUGCUCGAGCUAUGGAAGGAAAGGGCACGCUUAGCGCAAGGCAGACCUUUUGAAGGAGACCACGACAUUUUCAGGGCCACCCUUGACAUCAUACUGGCAGCAACUUUUGAGCUGGAGGCAGGAACCAUUUCAACUCACAAGAAGCAUCUAUCUGGGCUUAAAGAGAUGAAACUUCCAGACGGUCAAGACCUGCCCGCUGUAUUCCCAGAGAUCAACGACCCGAAAGAGUUCACGUCAAUCCGGUCAUUGCUUGACAGUGUCGAGAUUGGCUUGAACUCACCACUUCCGACGCCGCAUAUGAAGUUUGCCCUAAGCUUCUAUCCAGAGCUUUCAGCUGCAAGGAAGUACAAAGACGAGAUGAUUGGCCAACGGGUGCAGAGAGCUUGGGAUAAGUUCUACGCCAAUCCAGAUGCCCAAGGUUCUGUACACUGUGCUAUGGACCUGUUGAUUCAGCGUCAGGCACAAAUGGCCAAGAAAGAGAACCGUGAUAUGACCUAUGAUAUCCAGGCAAUCAAAGGCGAGCUGUUCGGUUUCAUCGCCGCCGGCCACGAGACCACGUCGACGACCAUAUGUUGGGCAAUCAAAUAUCUGACUGAGUACCAAGACGUACAAAAGAUAUUGCGAGACAAGCUACGGGAGACACACCAUUGUGCUUUCGCAGCUGGGCGGCUGCCGUCCGCGGAUGAGAUCGUCAGCAAUACGACAGCUUACCUAGAUGCUUUCAUUGAAGAGAACCAUCGCUGUGGAAAUACGGUGCCGACGAUUGUGAGACAUACAAUCAAUGACACCACAAUUCUUGGCCACAAAAUACCAAAGGGGACUGAUGUUUUCAUGCUUACCAAUGGUCCAAGUUAUCAGGCCCCAUCAUGUUCCGUGGACGAGACUUUGCGCACUAAGUCGAGUCAAGAUGGGAAGGGAAAGUUCGGCAACUGGAGUAGUGAGGACAUUGACCAGUUUAGCCCCGAUCGAUGGUUAGUUUCAGAGGGAAAUGGCGAGGUCCGAUUCGAUGCCCGCGCUGGACCUGCGCACCCUUACGGAGUCGGCCAGCGUGGCUGUUUUGGCUCGAAAUUCGCGCAAUUGGAGCUAAAAGUCAUCCUGACCCUGAUUGUUUGGACGUUCGCGCUGAAGCCCAUUCCAGCUGCUCUAGCGGGGUUUGAGGGACAUGAUAAGAACACCAAGCGGGCACAGAAAGUUUAUAUCAGACUUUCCAAAGUAGAUUAA
Messenger RNA from Neoarthrinium moseri, 1728 nucleotides. RefSeq lists its product as uncharacterized. Bases 1 to 1728 code for a protein of 575 amino acids. The transcript is spliced from 4 exons. The record is from RefSeq and is a predicted model, not a curated record. Gene Ontology annotation, molecular function: monooxygenase activity; oxidoreductase activity, acting on paired donors, with incorporation or reduction of molecular oxygen; heme binding. Lineage: Eukaryota; Fungi; Ascomycota; Sordariomycetes; Amphisphaeriales; Apiosporaceae.